Molecule: messenger RNA, 2272 nt
Organism: Bemisia tabaci
Lineage: Eukaryota; Metazoa; Arthropoda; Insecta; Hemiptera; Aleyrodidae
Source: RefSeq, a predicted model, not a curated record
ACCGAGCGAGGCGAGUCUACUUUUCGCCGGUGCGAAAAACCCGUCGGCACUUUUCUGCAGACCCCUGAGUCGGUCGCCCAUUCUUUGAUUCGCAGUUCUCGCACGCGCCGGCCCCAAGAUGAAACAAGUGAGUUCCGUACUUCUCCUCACCGUCUUGGUGCAACUCGCCGCCUCGAAAAUCAGCAACGCCGUCCCAUCCUCCAUCCCUAGGGGUUACCACGGCAACCUGAAGGUGCACCAGGCCCGCCCUGUCCGCCAGCUGCAGUACAAGACCAUCGAAGAACUGCAACAAGAAUCAGCCACCCCGUACUCCGGCGACUACUACGGACAGCCCGCCCCUGAGAACUACCGUGAAGCAUCCCCUCGUACAUGCGGACACUUCCACAAGAAGGAAUACCACGUCGAGCCUGUCCAUGUCCAGCCCGUCUACGUUCAACCUCAGGUCCAUUACCAGGAGGUCUCCGUCCCUGUCCAACACUACCAGCAAAUCGCCGUCCCUGAAACCAAAUACGAGCAGGUCACAGUGCCCCACACCUCUUACGAGCAUAUCACUGUCCCGCACACUGAGUACCACACCGUGAAUGUCCCACAGACAGAGUACCAACAAAUUUCCGUCCCGGUACAGUCCUACCAAUCGUACCAAUCCUACAAGCCGGUCUACACUUCCUACAAGAAGCCAUGCUACAAGUCUGCCGAUGAAGACACCACCAACCCUGAAGUCUCCGAAUUCGCUGACCCUGCUCUUAGAGACACCGCCCUGUACCAGGCCAUCGGCAAGUCUUUGGGAUCCGGCUAUGACAUGAACGCUCCCGCUCCGGCCAUGAUCGCCCCUGAAAUCCCUGAAUACGGCCGACAAGCCCAGUACCUGAACGCUCCCCUCCCUGAGAUGAGAGCCGCCUAUGCCCCGGAGAUGAAAUCCGCCUAUGCCCCAGAGAUGAAGGCCGCCUACGCCCCUGAGAUGAAGGCCGCCUACGCCCCUGAGAUGAAGGCCGCCUACGCCCCUGAAAUGAAGGCCGCCAUCGCCCCUGAAAUGAGCCGUGCUGUCUACGCUGACCAGAGAGCUGUCAUCGCCCCUGAACAGCGCAACGCUUACCUCGGUGAGUCAAGAUCCGCCCAGAUGUACCAGGACAUGAACCAGAGAGCCGCCUACGCCCCGGAGAUGAGCCGUGCCGCCUACGCCGACCAGAGAGCCGCCAUCGCCCCUGAGUGGAGCCGCCAAGCCAUGUACCAGCCCGCUUACGCUGGUAUGUACCAGGGACCCGCCGCCCCCCAGUACGGUAGCGGAUUCUACCCCCAACCCUGGGGACGCAACGCUGAGUACCAGGCCGCUGAGAAAUCUGCCACCCUUGAGAAAGCUGCUGCCAUCCCUGAAGGAAAGCCCGCCCCCGCAGCUCCUCAACCCGCCAACACUGAAUCCAACCCUGCCAAAGGUAAAACUGAGACCCAAUCAGUUCACCAUUAAUUUUUCUCCAUCGUGAAAUCGUUAGGAUCUUUAACCUCCAAUUCAAUGAAAUCCAAAAGUAUUUAUUUUUAACGAAAACUCAGUUAAAAUUGCCAGAUUAUUGAUGUUUCGAGUGAGCUUUUUUUGUAGUAGCCAUAACAAACAAUAGUGGUAUUCUUACCAUUAAGCGAUAGUUUUACCACCGUAGAAGUAAAAUUACCGACGCAGGGGUAAAAUUAUCCUUGGGAAAUGCAUGUGCUGAAUGAAUGAAUGAAUGUGUGUGUUGUGUUGAAUGAAAGUUAUUGUUUUUUGCUACUAAUAACUAAGGUAUCACACGAAACACUGAUAAUUUGAUAAUUUUAAUGAUAGUAUUCGAAAGUAAGUGAAAAUUCGAGUGUAAAUAUUAGUCGAGCUUCAGUUUUGGGUUGUAGAGUGUGCAAGGUGUUAGCCUUCAAAUGUAAUGAAACAUUCGUGCAUCUUGCUUUUACCAUCGAUAUAUUUUUCUUACAUUUUCUUGGGGAAAGUGCAAUAUGAAAAUCUCGUAACUCGUGAAAGAAUAUGAAAGUAGUUCGAUUUAUUUUUUUCUGUUUUAUUUCACGGUGUUAGAUGUUCUCCUCUUAAUUUCUUAUUCCUUAUCAUUCCGUCCAUUAAAUAUUCCCAACGAUGUUCCAAAAAGACCGAAUUAUUCUUAUUAAUAUAAACUGGAACGCAUUCAACCGAUCGUUGAGGUUUUUUUACAAUGCUUCGUAAAAGGGUGUUUUUUUAACGUAUAAUUGUUAUUAUUAGUUUUCUUCUGUUACUGUGUUAUUAAAUGUGUAUAUAAUUUUGCAA